Molecule: messenger RNA, 7215 nt
Organism: Serendipita indica DSM 11827
Lineage: Eukaryota; Fungi; Basidiomycota; Agaricomycetes; Sebacinales; Serendipitaceae
Source: the annotation of a GenBank genome assembly
AUGUCUCAAUGGCAGUCCUCGCAGCCGCCGACGGCAGAGCAGCUACUUUCAAAUGUGAGACAGCUCGUGAACCAACCAAAAUUUCAAUCCCUAUCUGGUCGUCGAGAUCCUUAUGAUGAUACCACGGUACAAUACACCGAGAUCAUCGAUUCCCUGUCCGACAUGCUUAGCCAAUUUCCACAAGCAACAGUCUCUGCGAGUCCAAAAGAGCUCAAAUUACCCGUCGAGAUUGCCUAUCUAUCACUGGAUGCCAUCGAACGGGUCAGUUACAGGAUGGAAGGAGCGCUUGUCGGGCAGGAACGAAAUUGCACCUGGAAACUCCUAUCCUGCAUUGCAAUCCUUGAUCGCUGGGACCAGAAGAACACUAGGGUAUUCCAAGAGUUCAAAAGUCUCCGGACAAAAGUAAUGGAGGGGCUCGCACGAGUGUACCAGAUAAGAAAAGGGGAAUCCUUCACCCUCGAGACGAAGCAAAGUGAUGGAUUAGUGGUGAUCAACUCCUGCCUGGAUAGUGCCUUGGAGCUCCUUGGAGAAAUCAUAACGCAGGACCAAAUGGAGUUUCCGUGGAUCAAUAGUAUACCUGGCGAACCUCGGUCCGUCCAAGUUACCCCACAGAAAAUGGAGUCGAGUAACCCGUUCCAAAUAAUCAUACAUGACCAAAGUCACGCCCACAUCUUUGCCGCGAGUCUUUCACAGGCUCUAGCCAGAAUCAUGGCUGCCUGCGGCCCAAUGUCGUUUACCAAUGCAAGGCACCUCCGGAAGGCCAUAGACUUGACCAACAAAUUAGGGAAGAUAUCUCUACCAACUUUCGAUCCUGAAACAGUCCUUGUCCUUUCACGGUUAUUGGACGCGAUAGAGCAGCUCGCACAACUGUCUGAUGACACGCUAAAAUUGAUGCAACCCGCAUUAGUCUCUCUACUCCUUGGGACAAUGUCCCAUCUCAACCAACCAGAAUGGGAGCCGAUCCUUACCGUAUUGAGGCCUCUUCUGGACAAAGCUCUCCAAAAGCGAUCGCUAUCUUUCGAAGCCGUUGACAAGAGUCAUAUUCGGGACCUUAUUAUCGCUGGAGAGGUGACUUCCCCCAGUGAAUCCACGCGCGCACUUGUCUUUACCUAUCUUUCACGGUACUGCUCUCGAUGUCCGCGUUCCGUAUUAGAAGAGAUGGAAAGGCUAUGUCACAACCAUAUGGAAGUGCCAGAGGUCGACCAUCUGCGUGAAAUAGUCCACCAGCGUCUCAACACGCCCGUUCCACGAGUCGACAACCCCCUUUCUGUGGACUGGGAAACGGAAAGUGAGAAACAGAUUCGAUCCCUUUUUGACAUGGAGCCUUACCAUGGGAUGGACAUCGACGGAAACCAAUGGCAAACACAUAUUCUGGCUGGAGUAGACGAGUUAUUCUCAAGGCAUGUUUCUUCUUCACUGGAUCUUCCCGAUAAGACCGUCGCCGGUCGACUGAGGUUGGCAAGAGCGAUGCUCCAGCUUCCCUCACUUCUUAUCUCGCCCCAAGAAAGAGAUUCAGACAAAAGAACGGAACACGCUCUUAUUAAUCUCUAUGGGACAGCACUAGCCCAACUCACACAAGGCGCUGACGCCGAAGUCACCGCAGAGAUUUGGCGGAUCUCGUAUGCUGCUUUCCUCGAAGCCAUCAACCGAGGAAAGGUCGAAGAAAAGGAUAUAGAGCAGGUAGAAAUGCGAGUUGCGAUUCCGGCUUUCAGUCUUGGCUUGGAGCAUAAGAACCGGCCGGUUAGGCUGGCUGCUGGUCGCGCGUUGGCAGCCUAUUACAAAUACUACCAAGGCCGGGAUGACACUGCAAUUCUUCGCACUCAGAUUAUCGCAGGUUACUUGGAGGGCUUAGUGCAGACGCAAAGCACUCACAUCGUAGAAACGACCAUUUGCACUCUGGGAUGGAUAGCCGAGUUUGCUGAUCCAGCUGCUCUAUCUACGGCUCUAUUUCCGCUGAUAUGUGUAUUGGGCCACCAAAAUCCGGUCAUCAGAGGAACUGCAUUUCAACAACUAGCCAGACUAUCCAAGCGUUCCAAGUCCCCUUACAGCCUUGUGGCUCCGGACAUCUCACGUAUCGGCUUCCAUAUCGCUUCGCACUGCGUCCAGAACCCUGCGCUGAUGGGCGAGUUUUGUCGAUUCAUCUCUUACCCUCCUUCCAGUCUUUUCUCCCAGACACUGACGAGCUUCUUACCGCACCUCGUCGCAAACUGUCGGGCAGAGGAAUUAGCAACAAUCACUAAGCUUAUGGAUACAAAUCUAGCUGCUUUAAUCAUAGACAAGCCAGCGGAGGUGUUGGAGGAAGUCUUCAUGCUAAAGGAGACCCGCGCUAUGGAAAACGCUCUCGAAUUUAUUGUUCGAAAUCUUAACAACAGGAAUAAUCUUACUCAGACUAAGCUUGGCAUAGCCAGUUUAGUCAGAAGCAAACUUUCGACGCUACUGGGGAGGUUGGUGAUUCGCUUUGGAAAUGCGACUCCUGAAGACGACAAAGCGAUCCUGAAAGCCAUCGAGAGGACAGAAAAGUACUCGACAUCGGAGGCGAAACGUACUCCCAGUCGCCCUGGAUCGUUUCUGCAGCAGCACAUUAUGGCGAUUGUCACCCACCUCAAUAAUGAACUUCAGGAUGUUCACGGAAAGCGGUCUGUUGAUACCAAGCAAUGGGUGCUCUAUGGCCUUCGCCGUGUCAUGAUGCUCAUCGGUGAAUCUAUUGCAGUUGUUGCACCACAGUUGGUCGCAAUCAUGCAAAACACUAUACGUAUCGCAGGCUUGACGAGUGUGACUGUCGAGGUGUGGCAGGAGUUUGCGAGUAUAAUGAGCAUUUCCGAUUUUGGGCCAUACGUCCCAUUGACAUCCGCCAUAUUCGUGGCAUCAUGGCAUCUUUUCGAUCGGCAAGCCAAGAGCGCUGCCCGAGGCGUUCUUCUGCAUAUAUUGGAGCAUGCGGAUGCACUUUCGGAGCACUUGGAAUCACUGGCCUCGUUCAAGUCCGUCCACGACCUUCACGACAUUUCCAGCCAACUGAGUCGCGUCCUAUCAUCACCCCCCUUGACAAGCCAACUCUACAUUCUUGCAAAGCGGAUUGCGGAUAUGAAUCCCUCCAUAUCUUAUCUCGGUGUCUUGGAGGCGCGACAGGUAGUAUCAGACUCUUCUCGCUUCCUCCCCCUCGUGACAGGAGACAGCUUUGAUCCAUCUGUCGGAGCCCUGAUCAAGUCUUUACAUUUGCUUGCCGGUCGUGAGGGCGACGUAUAUGACGAGGCUCGCCAAGUGGCGUACGAAACUAUUGGAGUCAUUGGAGCAGUCGAUCCAGAUCGGUUCUCUAUCCCUAGCGACCCACCAAACUAUCUCGCCACCUUCUGCGAUUUCCAAGACGAGAAGAGCGCCCAAGAGUUUGCGGCCUAUUUAAUUUCUGAGGUCCUUGCGCCUAUAUUCCCCAAGACAAGUGAUAUCAGAUUUCAAAACCUCCUCGCCUAUACGCUACAGGAAUUGCUGGCAUUUUGCGGGUUUUCAGAGCUUGCCAUGUCUCGUGACGGGACUAGCACUAUCCCUGCGAAAACGAGACACCGUUGGUCUAAUCUUCCGAACGAUGUCCGUGCUAUGGUCGCGCCAUUGCUCAGCUCCAGGUUCACAAUCGAAGGAUCUCUGGAGGUUCCGACAGUGUACCCUAUCUACCCUUCAAUAUCCACUUACAAGGAGUGGAUUCAAAAGUUUGCGUCUUAUCUCAUCUCAAGAGUCGAUAGCGGGUUCGCUGGUCAAAUAUUCCAACCAUUCCGUUCCUUACUCGGCUCAGCCGAUGUCCAAGUUAUCCUUUCUGUCCUCCCUCAUCUAGUGGUUGAGGUUUUGGGCCGAGGAGACGUAACGGACUUUAAUAACAUCCACGGCGAGAUAAUAGCAGUUCUUCAGGAUCAGCUCACCCAAAGCUCUGGACACUCGUCCGAAAUGAAAUUACUCUGCGCUCAGACAGUGUUCCAUCUCAUGGAUCACCUUAAUCGGUAUCUUCGUGUCACUGCCUUGUUGCUCGGACAGAAUCGAAAGCAGAGGGGGACUUCCAUCAUUGAAAACAGGAAGUUGGUGGAAUUCCUCACGACUCGAAUAGAUCAUGGCCUCAUGGCGCAAGCGGCUUUCACCUGCAAACAAUACGCUCGCGCGUUGAUGAGCUUGGAACAAAGAGUGCUCAAAGCGAGGCCAGAUCAUUCACAAUCAGAUGAAGUCUUGCAAAGUGACUACGAAAAGAUGCACGAGAUUUACGCCAAGUUGGAUGAGCCUGACGGCAUGAACGGCAUCUCUACCUCGGUCCUCAUUCCAACGCUCGAACAUCAAAUUAGGGAGCACGAAAGUAAUGGCCGGUGGACUUCUGCUCAAAGCUGUUGGGAGGUCAGUUUGCAGCAGAACCCAAACAAUCUUACGUCACAAAUCGGCCUCCUACGCUGUUUGCGUAACCUGGGACAUUAUGACACCCUAAGGACGCAUCUCGACGGUAUUAUGACUCGGAAUCCAGAGUGGCAUACGGCAGUCGAGUCUUUCCGUCUUGAAGGUGCAUGGACCGCUCAUGAUUGGGGAUCCGUGGAGAAACUUGUCAAUGCGUCGACACAGUCAUCACCCGAACUUACCAUGGCGCGCAUCCUUCUCGCUCUACGCGGUCGGGAUAGCCGAACGAUCGCUGAAGCUAUGACACAGGCAAGGUCAGAAUUCGGGCAACCGAUAGGGUCUUCUGGACCCUACUCGUAUCGGAGAUCAUAUGAGGCCUCUCUUUCGUUACAUAUUGUGGAGGAGCUGGGAAUGAUUUCCAAAGUCAUGGCCGAGAUAUCAGUCAAUCAUCACAGUGGACGAACGCAAAAGCUUACUGCCUUAUCAAGAUUACUCGACACUCGGUACCAAUCGGUACUGCCUUCUUACCGAACGUUGGAGCCCAUUUUGAACAUUCGAAGAACUGCGUUUGAUCUCUUGAAUAAAGACAUCCAAUCGGUAGACUCCAUAGUCGGGCAAUACUGGCUGGUUUCAUCGAAAAUCGCCCGCAAGGCGGGCCACUUCCAGGCAUCCUACAGCGCUCUACUGCAGGGUAGACAAAGGGAUGCGCCUUACCACUUCGUGCAGAGUUGCAAGUUACUGGAGAGCGGUGGAGAAUCUAUUCGGGCCCUGCAGGAACUCAACAAUGCUCUGAUGAAUCCGAAUCAAGUCAUCGACCUGACCGAAGAUGAUGAUGUCAAAUCAAGAGCAAAGGCAUGGCUUCUGAGAGCAAAAUGGAUGCAAGCAUCAGAGCGAUUUUCAAGACCCGAACUCAACGCACAGUUUAGUCAGGCUGCCACCAUUGAUACACAAUCUGAAGCCGUGUUCUUCUACUGGGCGCUGUAUCUUGACCGCUCUCAGAAACAUAAGGAAAUUCCAAGUGAUCACCUUGAAGAAUACGUGAACCACAUCGAUCACGUCGUACGCAACUAUGGAAAAUCUCUGCAAUUUGGAUCGAAGCACCUCUAUCAGACCGUGCCUCGGCUACUGACCCUGUGGCUGAACCUUGGUCAACGUCCCGAGCUCAAGGUCAACAAAGGAAUGUCUACUGCUGAUCAUCCUCACCGAGCUGCACUAUCUAAAUACGGGAGGCUCUGUGAGUGGAUGAAGAACGACCUCAUAAAGAAUGUGGAUCCCUUUAAGUGGCUGACGGCGUUUCCUCAAAUCGUCUCGAGAAUUGUCGUGGAGAGCGCGAUGCUCAAGACCUCGUUAUACGCUAUCCUCGGCAAAGUAGUCCAAGAAUUUCCGCAACAGUCACUAUGGAUCAUCUCAGGGGUGCAAGCUUCGGCGAAGAAGGAGCGAGCAGAGGCUGCCUCUCGAGCCUUGGGCUUUAGCUUCAAUACUCGCUUUAUCCCCGAAACUUUGACCAGUGAUGAGCGAGUCAGAAUCCUCGCACUCAUCAAACGAGUUCAACCUUUGAUCGCGACGUACAGUCGCCUCAACGCAGAGCUGCUUCACCUCUGCAAUUUUGACGUCGAAAACCUAAGUCAGCACCAACUCCAUAUCAAAUGCCCGGAACUGGCCCGAAUGGAUUUGCGGCAUGUCAUCGUUCCCUUGCAAGAUUCGUUCACUACCAAGAUUCCGCCGAUGUCGAGCAUCCUUUCGCAGCAUCAGCCGUUCCCUACGUCCUUGCCAACAAUCCGUGGAUUCUCUGAUAUCAUCAAGGUGAUGCCUUCUCUCCAAAGACCGCGCAAGAUUGGAGUGGUUGGGAGUAAUGGAGAAGAGUUCAACUUCUUGUGUAAACCCAAGGACGACCUACGAAAGGAUGCGCGAUUGAUGGACUUUAAUGCCGUCGUAAACAAACUCCUUCGAGCGAAUUCUGACUCACGAAGGCGUCAACUACACAUUCGGACUUAUAGCGUCGUUCCUCUUAAUGAAGAGUGCGGAUUGAUUGAAUGGGUUCGCAAUACCAGCCCGUUUCGAGAACUUCUCAAGCCGCGAUACGAUGCAUUGGGCGUGGGAUUUUCUUCGAAGAAAGUACAAGAAUACUUUGACAGAUUCAAACAAAUGACACCCGAAGCGGCAGCAGCAGCGUUCAAAGCCAAGAUACUCCCAGAAUUUCCACCAGUAUUUCAUGAAUGGUUCCUUGAAACAUUCCCCGAACCGACGGCGUGGUUCACUAGUCGACUUGCAUAUUGUCGCACCGCUGCGGUGAUCUCCAUGGUGGGCUACAUUAUUGGUCUAGGGGAUCGACACUGCGAGAACAUCAUGUUUGAUACCGUCACGGGUGAGACAGUUCACUGCGACUUCAAUUGCAUCUUUGAAAAGGCAAGCCUGAUCAUUGUCCAAUCCACGGGCAAACAACUUGAAGUUCCCGAGCUGGUUCCAUUCAGAUUGACCCAAAAUAUCGUGUCGGCAAUGGGCAUUACUGGCGUUGAAGGCUGUUUCCGCAUUUCGUGCGAGAUUACGAUGAAGUUGCUCCGUUCGAACCAAGAUUGUCUCAUGAGUGUCCUGGAGGCGUUUAUUCACGAUCCACUGGUUGAAUGGGAGCACGAGCGGAGACGAAAGGAACGACAUCGUAGCAGCAAUACCAACAGGCCCGUUGUAGACCUAAAGACACUUGCUGCAGGGGCGCUCGAGCCGAUUGAACGAAAGCUCCAGGGCUUGGAAGGCGAGACGCAGAUUUCAGUCAGUAAUCAGGUCGAGAAAUUGAUUCAAGACGCUACGUCGUUGCUCAAGCUGAGUAAAAUGUACGUGGGUUGGAGCCCAUGGAUGUAA